CCAAAAGAUGUUUGUUAUUCAUUUUGCUUUUAUUGUAUAUCAAACAAAAUUUUCCCUUAAUAAUACUUUGGAUUUAUUUCAUUUUUUGAACUAGAAAACAUGCCCAUCUCCUUCAUUUCCAUACAGUAUCAAUGUUUAUAAUAUUGAUCUCCAUUAUUAUUAUUUGAAAGUGGAAAUGUUCUUAAAGAUAUGCCACACAUUCGAAGUAAAUCAUUUGAUGAAAUUCAGUCACAGGAAUCCUCUAAGCCGCAUCGUUUAUUAUCGUAUUCAUCACUGACUAAUAUAAAUGAUGAAAAGUAUACAAAGUGUAGAAGUGACUGCUCGAAUAAAAGCACUCCUUAUUUUACACAUGUCAGUGAUUCAACAGCCAGUUGUCUAAGAUAUGCAACGAAAGAAGUAACUGAAAGUGAUGAUUUCUGCAACAUUCGACCAAAAUCGCUGAAUGAAACAUCACCAAGAAAAUGGAAAUGGUUAUUUAUUACAAGCAACUCAAAAUUCUCUUUAUCCUCGUCUGUGUCAAUAUCAACUGGCUGUAAUAGUAGUAGUAGUAAUAAUAGUAGUACACGAAAUAUCUCAUCUUCGACGGCAUCCUCAUAUCGACAUCGAAAAUUUGGAUUGAGUGGAUAUCUACCGAGUAUUUCAUCGUUCAAGUUUAAAUCUUCAAAAUGCGGAAAUAAUCAGACAGGGAAUAAAAAUGGAGGUGUGAAUAGGAGUAAAUAUUUUCAAAAGUUGAAUAAACCAUCACCUUUGUGUAUCACGCAUAAUUCUAAUUCACAAAUACACAGUUCUCAAGAAGACAGUCAACAGCAGCAGCAGCAACUACAACAACAACAGAGCAGCAAUAGUCAUUUCGACGGUGAACAACACUCAUCAACUAUGCAACAGGAUAGCUGUUUCGUAGCAAAUUCAGCAACUGGAUAUAAUAUUUUCAAUAAUCAUGGAAAUUUUAAAGUUAGAAGAGCUAAAUCGCACAAUUAUACUAGUAGGCAUAAUCCGCAUAAAGUGUGUUAUUCCCUAGUUGAGAAAGAUUCUAUUGCCGAUGAUCAAAGAAAUCGUCGUGAAACAUGCUUUGAAUCUUUUAACUGUGAUCGUGGCAGUACACAUUUAACAAUCACUGGUGGUAAUGACAAUAAUAAUGAUAAUAAUAAUAAUAAUGGUCACAAUGAUGAUAACAAUAACAAUAGACAAUUUCGUAGAUCGAUUAAAAAGUCUUUUCGACGCACGAUUUCAUUUAUCAGUCCAGAAAGAAGGUUCUUGUCAUGUAAAGAGAAAUCGAAUAUUAACACUAGUGAACAUAUUGGCCAUAUGUUGUCACCACGUGGUGAUAUUAGAUCACCGAGAUUGGAAAGGAAGUUCAGUAAAAUAGCUAUCGGUGUACGUGAUAAAUUAAGUACAUUCUAUAAAUCACCGAAUGCAACUUCAUCACAAUCGUAUUCAGCUGAUUUUACUAUUUCAAAGCAUCGAGUAUUUCUUAAUAAAUUGUUUCGUUCAGGUAGGCCAACAAGAGAACAAGUUGAAGAAUGGGCACGUUCAUUUGAAGCUGUACUUAGAGAUAAAUAUGGUGUUAUGGUAUUCAGAGAAUUUCUGCGUACUGAAUUCAGCGAUGAAAAUAUUCGUUUUUGGCUUAUUUGUGAAGAUUAUCGUAAUAAAUCUGGUUCAAAAAAUAUGCAACGGAAAGCUUUUAAGAUAUUCAAUGAAUAUGUGGCUGUUCAAGCUGCUAGAGAAGUUAAUUUAGAUUCAAAUACACGACUUCAAACUGAGAAAGAUCUUGAAACAGCUAACAAGAAUACAUUUGAUCAAUGUCAACGAAGAAUUCAAUCCUUAAUGGAAAAAGAUUCUUAUCGACGAUUUCUCCGAUCUGAUUUGUAUUCAAUAGCACUAGAAUUAAGUAAAGCACGUGAAGACUGUCAGAUAUCGAAUAAAUUUGGUCGACAUUCUGUUAUCGAUUUUAGAGGUAUAAGAAAUGCAUUUAUCUCUGCAAAAAGCUUUCCUACACCUGGUAUUCCUACAACUAAUACGCAUGUUGACAGACGUGUAACUAAUAAAAACAAUGUCGAUAAUAUGGAUGAACACAACAGUACAAGCAAAAAGAUUUCCAAUACUGAUACCACAGAUCAGUGCGUCAAUGUGAACUCAUUGUCUAAAGUGAAAUCAGUUGAUCAUCUCAAAGAGAAUUUUACGCGGUCAGAGACAGUAUCAAUGACAAAAUCUUUAUCAGAAAACUCUCAAAACUGAAUAAACAUACCAAUAUAUAUACAUAUAUAUAUAUAUAUAUCAUAAACAGCAACAUAUUUUAGGGUUGUACAAAUCGGUUACAUUGCAGCUUAACUAUUUUUUAUUGACGCCUAAACUGAAUCAGUGUGUGAUAUCGUAUUUGAAGAAACAUAUGGAAUGG
This is a messenger RNA of Trichobilharzia regenti, 2395 nucleotides long. Lineage: Eukaryota; Metazoa; Platyhelminthes; Trematoda; Strigeidida; Schistosomatidae. The record is from the annotation of a GenBank genome assembly.